AUGUGGCCUGCGCUACGUAGGGCGGCCUUAUGGGGCUUAUGGCUUGCCCUUGCAGUCCUUUGCAGCAGCAGCGGCUGGGUCAGCAGAGCCAGCAUUGUGAACUGCACCGUCACCUCAGUGACGCGAAGUCAGCUGGCUGUCUUGCCGCAUGAGCACUGGGCCCAGUACCAAACCAUAUGCGGCUCACCCAACGCGACCCAAACCUGGACUGACACAUCCUUAAUGAGGUUUUUCUUCCCGCCCCUCUCGCGUGCCGGUACGAGUGCUGCUUUCUACGCCUGGAACGGCAUCUCCUGGUAUGUGAGCGACAUGGGUUUUCUGUCCCCUACGCCGUAUGGCAUGUGCAAAAGCUUUUGCCAGAAAAGAAUCUACGCGACGCUGCAGGGCAACUACGCCUUCUCUGACAACGUUUCACUGCUGCACGACGGCGGAGGUGACUGGCCCAUGAUUUCCUUCUACGCAGCGCCCUUUGCGUUCAGCGGCGGAUCUCCCUCCCAAGUCAGCAUCGUUACACAGGAUACCAUAGCGGACGGAGCCGUUAGAUCUGCAGCUGGUGAGCACACGCCUGAUAGCAGUGAAAGCAUUCGAAACUCAGGAUUCGACGGGGGGUACACAACUCUUGAGUACUGCAACGUGCCGAUUCUUGGAGCAACAGGCUCUGCACAGACGCAGCUGACGGCACAGGUGGUGGUGUACGCUAACGGCACCAUCAUUAUGCGGUACGCCUCGCUGCCACGCACCAGCACGCUGCCCAAGUACAUGCCGAGCACGGGGCUCAUCUACUCGAAGACGUUGCGCACGGUGGUGCCGACGCCGACGACGGCGAACGGCAUUGUCGCGUACCGCUUCGACCCCGUGUUUGACGGAUGUGCCGCACAUGGCGAUGCCUCGGUGUGCACGGCGGACACGGAGAGCGACUGCGUGUGGUGCUCCUCCACGUCCGCGUGCUGUGCGAGCACGGUGGCGUCGGCGGUGUGCCCACGCGGGCAGUGGACAGCGCCGGCAAGCAGCACGGCUGCCUUCGCGCCGCAGAAAUUCUACGACGUCACUGUAGACUUCGACACCCCCUUCGUGUCAAUGUCGAGCUACAACUACUCGUACACGCUAGAGCACGGCUACUUUCCGCUACAUCUGGAGCACUUUGAGCGCAACAUCCCACUGUUCCAGACGCCAUCGCAAUCAAUCAUGAAGUGCAUCCCUGGUGCUUCGUGCCCCACGCAAGCCGACACACACCCUUGCGGCCUUUACCAUAGCAUGUGCAUGAACGGCAACUACACACUCUCUAUCUUGGCACUGGAGUCGUCGUUGAGAUUUGCAAAAGGCGGACUUUGGACUGUAAAGGCACUACCCGAGCGGGCCCGCGGCGAGCAGCUCUGCGAGGAGGAAGGCGGCUGCGCGACAGGCCUGGUAGGCCAGCUGACAGGGGCUGCCGUAGACUCUUACUCUUCCACGCCGCUCUUCUCUGUGCAGCUGUACGCCGACGCCAACGGCGUAAUUGACAUCACGAUCGACUGUGUACGCUGCGCGCAAGGUGACCCGAUGCUUACGUACCCUCCAAUGCGCGUUGGACUUGUCCGCUAUGGUGUGGACGACGCAUCAUCGGUCAUGAUCCCGCAAGGCCUCCUGCGCAGUGGGCUGCACGUCCGCUUCGUGCCGAGGUCGAGCUGCAAAGACUGCGGAUUGAACGGCUGGUGCGACGAGUCCUCGGGCACGUGCCAGUGUCAGCCGGGGUACCACGGCCGCAGCUGCGUGGCGUGCCCUGCGUGCUGGACGGGCAGCGAGUGCGACGACGGGAUCAACGGCAGUGGGUCGUGCCUGUGCAACGGAGGUGCGUGCGAGGCAGCGUGCGUCAACGCGAGCAGUGGGAGCGUGCCGCCGAGGAGCUGCGCCGGGUGCGAUGCUGUUGGUGGGCGGUGCAACUGCGGCGUGUGCGAAUGUCGGGAUGGGUGGAGCGGCGCGGGCUGCAGCAAGGCUCCUGCUGACGCGUGCCGCGCGUACUCGUUGGACGGGUGCAAGGUGUGCGGGCAGCACGAGGGGUGCGUGUUCUGCCAUGACUCGACGUGCUUCAAUCCUGCGCUGAGUGGGACGCGUGACGGGUACACGUGCUCGCACAGCACCCCCGCCGCCGACACGCAGGCGUGCGUGACCUACGGCAGCCUUGGCUUGCAUCCACCCUUGUACAAGGGCUUUGACUUCAUCGCGAUCAUCUGCUUAGCCUUCGCGGCACCCGUUGUCUUUUCGCUGCUCGUUUUAGUCGUCGCCGUUCGCCGCAACCGUCGAGUUCCGAAUCCGAUGGAUGUGUUUUCGGUGACAGGGGUGCCGGAGUUUCGCAAUCUGCAGACUGAGCGGGAGGUAGUUCAGGCCGCCUUCGCACGGAAACGGGUGCAAGAGAGAGAGAUGAUGGGCAUUCCGUUGAAGCAGAUAUCUCUUCGACGGCUGUUUAACCGUCGCGCAGCCGGUUUAAUGAGCGGCCCUGCGCAGCAAGGGAGGCUCGUUGGUCAGCUCUUUCCGCAUCCGCCGACUGAAGGGAGGAGGGGGUGGUAG
Leishmania major strain Friedlin is the source of this 2544-nucleotide messenger RNA. RefSeq lists its product as hypothetical. The record is from RefSeq and is a predicted model, not a curated record. The transcript has a single exon. Lineage: Eukaryota; Euglenozoa; Kinetoplastea; Trypanosomatida; Trypanosomatidae. The coding region runs from base 1 to 2544 and encodes 847 amino acids.